This is a messenger RNA of Phaeodactylum tricornutum CCAP 1055/1, 1011 nucleotides long. RefSeq lists its product with no specific name. Gene Ontology annotation, molecular function: dioxygenase activity. Bases 1 to 1011 code for a protein of 336 amino acids. The record is from RefSeq and is a predicted model, not a curated record. The transcript has a single exon. NCBI's taxonomy places the organism in Eukaryota, Bacillariophyta, Bacillariophyceae, Surirellales, Neidiaceae.
AUGAACUCACUGUCAACACGUGACGAAUUGUCAAUAUCCAAAAUCCCUAGUAUUCGGUUGGACGAAACAGACCGAGAGUCAACCGUACAGAAAAUUCGCCAUGCUUGCAUGAACGUAGGUUUCUUCUAUCUGGAGGGGCAUGGAAUCGAGCAAUCUAUGUUUGAUACUGUCCUUGCUCAAUCCAAAAGCUUUUUCGGACUUCCCCUGGCUUCGAAAAGAGCGCUUUCGGACAAAGUCAUGAGCCGAGGUUACACAGGAAUGGAAGAAGAGACUUUGGAUCCAUCUUCUCAAUCCAAAGGAGACACAAAAGAGGGAUUUUAUAUCGGACGGGAAAUAUAUCCAACAGAUCCUCAAUACAAUCCGGCCAAAUUUUGUGGACCUAAUCAAUGGCCAGAUGAAUUGCUGUGCUCCACGCACAUCGAAUGUUUCUCGUUCCGCACAACCAUGGAACUUUAUUUUACCACCAUAAGUGCAGUUGCGCUUCGUGUGAUUCAGCUACUGGCUCUCGCGAUCGGUGUCGACGAACACUAUUUCGAUAGCAGCUUUAGCGAUCCCUUGGCUGUUCUUCGGCUCUUACACUACUCUGGGGAGCCUAGUCGGCCGGAGGAUGGCAUCUUCGCAUGUGGCGCUCAUUCUGAUUACGGUAUGAUUACUCUUUUAUUAACGGACAGCACACCCGGCCUACAGAUCUUUACCAAAGACAAUAUUUGGCUAGAUGCUCCCCCGGUUGCGGGGGCGCUGGUUGUCAACUUGGGAGAUAUGUUGGAGCGAUGGACAAACGGGAUUUUCCGAUCGACCAAACAUCGAGUUUUGACGGCGGGUGGUACUGAACGGUAUUCUAUCCCUUUCUUCUAUGAGCCAAAUUUUGACACAGUGGUCGAAUGUUUAAGUGAAUGUUGCGAUACCGAAAUCAACCCGGGCAAAUAUCCUCGGACCACCUCGGGACAGCACCUGCUUGAAAAGUACAAACAGACUCACGCCGACUUCAAACCCGAGACAAAAAAAAAUUAG